Messenger RNA from Ochlerotatus camptorhynchus, 1266 nucleotides. RefSeq lists its product as uncharacterized. The transcript has 4 exons. The record is from RefSeq and is a predicted model, not a curated record. The coding region runs from base 1 to 1266 and encodes 421 amino acids. NCBI's taxonomy places the organism in Eukaryota, Metazoa, Arthropoda, Insecta, Diptera, Culicidae.
AUGCAAGCCACCUUGAGCAACGUUCAACCCGAGCCUCGCCAAGUAUCGUCCGUUCCGCCACCGAUCAGCAAACGAGGCUCCUACUACGAUAACGUACCGGAAGGUGAUGAGAACCUUGCUAAUUUGGAAUAUCGUAAAAAUCUUCUGAGCAAAUCGGCCUUACGUUCCAAGAAGAGUCCGACCAUGUCGCUUGGUAUCGAACAGUCAGACGAUUGCCCAGCCGCGGCACAGUCGGCAUUUACCCGAACUACAAGCAAAUUUAGGCAACAUCAGCAGUGGAAGAGUCCAUCGAAGCAACCAGCAUUGAAUCAAUUUCCGUUGCGGGACCCUCCAGAAUGCGCACCUUUGUCGGACGAAAAUGAAUUCCUUAUACAACUUAAGGAUAAAUAUAAAGAAACAAGAGACAGCAAUGAGCGAUACAGGAUUUUAACCACACUUCCCAAAAGUUGGUCUACAUAUAGAAUUAUGAAGGAGUUCAAUGUUUCCCAACAUAUGGCCAACCAAGCAAAAGCACUGCAGCAAGAGAAAGGAAUAAUGUCGGUGCCUGUAAAGAGGUUAAGCAGAGCUUCAUUAGGAGAACCAACGAUAAUGCUUGUUCGUGAUUUUUACAAAAGUGACGAUAUAAGUCGUGUUUGUCCGGGGAAAAGAGAUUAUUUAAUAUCUAAAAAUGAUGAAGGCGAAAUCUACGUACAAAGAAGAUUAGUUUUGUGUAACUUGCAAGAGGCGUACUCCAUCUUUAAAAAUACAUAUCCUGAUAUUAAAAUAGGAUUUUCCAUGUUCGCCAGUAACCGUCCGAAACACUGCAUUUUGGCAGGGACAAGUGGCACGCAUACCGUAUGCGUUUGUAUAUAUCAUCAGAACGUUAAACUUAUUUUUAAAACACUACAAAGCAGACAAUCACUCCCAGAUGGUGUUGAUUCCUAUCACGAUUUGUUUAAAAAAAUAAUUUGUCAAAAUCCAAGUGAACAAUGCUGGCUGCAGUGUUGCAAAAAUUGUUCAGGAACGCAAAUUUUGGCCACAGAACUAAUGACUAUUCUUAGUAACGGACAUGUUGAAUCAAUACAAUUCAAACAAUGGCGUCAAGUAGAGAGAUGCAUUAUGAACUUAGCUUCGUUUGCUCUAUUUGCCACGCGGGAGCUUUUCAACCGCCGAUCAUUAUCACCGGUCGGUUCGGUUGGCCUCUCGGGACCUAGCACCAACAACCGGCCUUAUUGGUUGUUCUUACCGGCUCUUUGUAUGGGUCACAUUCUCCGAUUAGCAGCCUGA